UAACUAUAACUUUUAUCUAUAACCGACGUUAAAUAAAUAUUAUUUUAUCUUAGAUGGCAACAAUAUUUUACUAAGCUAAUAGUCGUUCAUAUUGUACAAAAUGGCGUUGUCCAGGAAUGUCUCGGGUGUGUUCAUUGUUGCUGCCAAAAGGACAGCUUUUGGUACAUUUGGUGGAAAGUUGAAAGGUCAUUCUGGUAACAAAUUACAGGAGAUUGCUGCCCAGGCUGCACUAGAUGCCAGUAAAGUUAAUCCAGAACUUGUUGGAUCUCUUGUAUUUGGAAAUGUUAUUCAGACCUCUUCAGAUGCUAUUUACAUGGCUAGACAUGUGGGUCUGAAAUGUGGGGUACCGAUGUCUGUACCAGCACUGUCAGUUAACAGAUUGUGUGGCUCAGGAUUCCAAGCCAUAGUCAAUGGAGCUCAGGAAAUCUUGUUGGGAGAAAGUGAGAUAGCCUUAGUUGGUGGAACAGAAAGUAUGAGCCAAGCACCAUAUGCUGUACGUGAUGUCAGAUUUGGUACCCGGUUUGGACAAGAUUUACAGCUGGAGGAUGUAUUAUGGGCUGGUUUGACAGAUUCCUACACGAAGAUGCCAAUGGCAAUCACUGCGGAGAAUCUAGCCGAGCAGUAUGGUAUUACACGAGAAGAUUGUGAUAGAUAUGCUCUUCAGUCUCAACAAAGAUGGGGAAAAGCACAAGCUAGUGGUGUUUUCAAUGCUGAGAUAACUCCUGUGGAGGUUAAAGGCAAGAAAGGAACAGAGAAGUUUGAAGUAGAUGAACACCCGAGACCACAGACAACUCCUGAAGGACUGGCCAAGUUGCCUGCAAUAUUUAAGAAAGGAGGGACUGUAACUGCUGGAAAUGCUUCUGGUGUGUGUGAUGGAGCUGCAGCUCUUGUUUUGGCAAGUGAGGCAGCUGUUGCUAAAAAUAACCUUACACCUUUAGCAAGAUUGGUGUCCUAUGGAAUUGCAGGUUGUGAUCCUAAAAUAAUGGGUAUUGGACCAGUACCAGCAGGUAAAGCUGCACUCAAAGCUGCUGGGAAGGAACUUAAAGACAUGGAUAUAUGUGAGGUAAAUGAGGCAUUUGCCCCACAGUACUUGGCUGUAGAGAAGGAGCUGGGUAUGAAUCCUGAAAUCACCAAUAUGAACGGAGGUGCCAUAGCACUUGGACAUCCAUUAGCUGCUUCUGGAGCCAGAAUCACAGGCCAUCUUGUACAUGAACUAAGUCGACAAAAUAAGAAAUUUGCUUUUGGAUCGGCUUGUAUUGGAGGUGGACAGGGUAUGGCUGUGAUACUUGAGAAAUGCUGAAAGAAGUGAAAUUCUAUAAAUAUUGGACCAAGUGCUUUAUACAAUACCAGACUUUCUUCUCACAACUGUGAUAAUGCCAUGACAUUUAUUGCCUGUAUAGGCAUUUAUUGUUUAUACAGAAACGCUUUGCAUAGUGCUAGAUAAUUGAAGUGUUGAAAGUAAAUACUGUUAUAUAAAGUGUUUAUUUGAGCAGUGUUAUAGAAUAAAAAUUGUAAGCAUUGAUUGAAUCAUACAAGUGUACAUGAAACAAGUAUAUUAUAAUAAGUAUACAAAAUUUACCCGGUAGUCAAGCCAUAAAUGGUGAAUAUGAUUUUAAAAAUCUGUAUGGAUUGUGUAGGUAUUUAACUCUUACCCUGCUAAAUUUCUAUAAUGAACUGGUCAGUCAUUCAAUUUGGGCAAUACCAUUUAUUAUUCAAAGGGGUGUUUACUGAAAAAUUACUGACAAAUGCCAAACAGUGCAGACCAAGAUCAGCCUGCACAUCCAUGCAGGCUGAUCUUGGUCUGCACUGGUCGCAAAGACAGAAUCCCUUGCCAGCCAGCAGACUAAAGGUUAAAGCAUUUCUGUCUGGAGAAAGUUCAUCAUCAUCUCAUUUUAACAUAUUUGAUGUGCCAAUGAAGUAGGAAGUGUUUCAUGUGCAAAAUUGCUGUUUGUUAUUGAUAGCCUAUUUCAACAGAAACAUUAUUAAUAAACACAAGCAUGUUUCAGACAAUCAGUAAGCUGUUCACUCAACAUCCAAUACAGUCAUUGUUUAUAAAUCUAUAUAUCUAAAAUAAACAGAAAAAAAUUGUU
Messenger RNA from Mercenaria mercenaria, 2090 nucleotides. Its product is annotated as 3-ketoacyl-CoA thiolase, mitochondrial-like. Lineage: Eukaryota; Metazoa; Mollusca; Bivalvia; Venerida; Veneridae. The record is from RefSeq and is a predicted model, not a curated record. Bases 101 to 1300 code for a protein of 399 amino acids. Gene Ontology annotation, molecular function: acetyl-CoA C-acetyltransferase activity. The transcript is spliced from 11 exons. Gene Ontology annotation, biological process: fatty acid beta-oxidation.